Molecule: messenger RNA, 6162 nt
Organism: Gasterosteus aculeatus aculeatus (three-spined stickleback)
Lineage: Eukaryota; Metazoa; Chordata; Actinopteri; Perciformes; Gasterosteidae
Product: fidgetin-like
Molecular function (GO): microtubule severing ATPase activity; ATP hydrolysis activity; ATP binding
Source: RefSeq, a predicted model, not a curated record
CCCCCCCCCCCCUCUCCGGCGUGAAGUGUCGACCUGUCGCCAGGGUAAGCACGAGAUGAUCAGCAGCAGCAGCGUCUAUGGCUUAAAGAUGCAGUGGACCCCCGAGCACAGCCAGUGGGCCGAACAGCACUUCGACAUAUCCUCCACCACGCGCUCGCCGGCCCACAAGGCUGAGGCCUACAGGGCGGUGCCCGGCCACCUGCAGCGCUCGGCCGCCUACCAGUACGCCUGGGCGAACGACGACAUCUCUGCCCUCACUGCCUCCAACCUGCUCAAGAAGUAUGCCGAGAAGUACUCCGGCAUUUUGGAGAUGCCGGGCUCAUACUCUGAGGCCUCUGGGGUGAUGAACGGACGCAAAGGCGAGUCAGAACCCUGGCAGGACGGCGUCUACCCCAUGAGCUGCAUCCCCGAGGGAGUGUCCAUCCGGAAGGGAGGGGUGGCGGCGGCCUCGGAGGUGGUGUCCGGUAUGUGCAGCUCCCCGGGCCUGGCCUCCAGCACCCUGAGCGAACCCAGCUACUCCAGCAGCAGCUGCGGGAGCCACACCGCCACCGCCCUCCACACCUCCUCCAUGGCCUCCCAGGAAUACGCCCCCCCUUACGGCGGCUCAUACCUGCACGGCAGUUAUGGCUCCCAGUCCGCUCCAGCCCCGGCGCUCCCCUCCCCGCUGCACAGCUCCGGGCUCUUGCAGCCGCCCCCUCCGCCGCCCUCCCACCCCACCCUGGUCCCAGCUUACAACGGAGGCUCCCCCAACUUGUCUAGUUAUAAUUACCCCCCGGCGGGCUACUCGGCCCAGAGCUCAGUCGGCCCAGGCUACAGCCCUGGGGGGGCACCUCCUCCAUCCUCGUACCUCCCCUCAGGCAUCGCCGCUCCUACACCCCUCCCCCCCUCCUCCGCUUUACCUGGAUACCCAUACCAGAGCCACAACCUGACCCCAAUCGCCCCAACGCCUCUCAACAGCAGCUCUUCCAACACGCUAAAGAGGAAGGCUUUCUACAUGGCGGGCCAAGGGGACCUAGACUCCGCUUACGGUAACUUUGGCUACGGCCAGACCCGGAGCGCUGGCGAGAGCCCCAUGUACAGGAUAGCUGACAGCAGCAGCGCCAACGGCGGCUCCAACGGCGCUGGGGGUGGGGGAUUCGACCGGAGUGCUGAAAAGUCUUCUUUACCUUUUAAUCCUCAAAAGCAGUCCACGAUGUCCUCAGAGCAGCAGCAGAGGAAGUACAGCAGCCAGGCAGGAGGCGGUCCGCUGACUCCACCGGCCUACGUCACCUCCACCCGGGGCUCCCGCUCGACAGAUUCCCUCGCCAGCUUUACUUCCCCCUCCCUCAGUGAGCAAGGCGCCGAUGACCACCGUCUCCACCUCUCCCACACGACGCCGGAGCCCACCUCCUCCUCUUCCACUUCCACCUCCUCCCGGCCCGCUGAGGAGCAGCUAAAAAGCAGUGACCCCCACCUUCUGGACAUGGUCACCUCUGAAAUUGUUCAGCAAGGGCCCCCGGUGGAUUGGAGUGACAUUGCCGGCCUUGAACUGGCCAAGGCCAGCCUAAAGGAGGAGGUCCUGUGGCCCAUCCUGCGCCCGGACAUGUUCAGCAGUUUGGGACCAGCCCCGCGCUGCGUGUUGCUGUUUGGCCCCCAGGGCAGCGGCAGGACGUUGCUGGGUCGCUGCCUGGCCAGCCAGCUGGGGGCCCCAUUCCUCCAGCUCAACGGCUCCACGCUGGCCACCAAGUGGCUGGCGGAGGGGGAGAAGAUCCUCCGUGCGUCGUUCCUGGUGGCGCGCUGCCGGCAGCCCUCAGUGCUGUUCAUCAGCGAGGUGGACAUGCUGCUGUCGGCGCACCUCAGCGAGGAGAGCCCCGUCCACCGACUGAAGGCGGAGCUCCUCGCCCAGCUGGACUCGCUGCUCAUGGGCUCAGGCGACGACGGAGGCAACCAGGUGUUGGUAGUGUGCUCCACGAGCAGACCGCAGGACAUGGACGAGGGGCUGCGCCGGUACUUUGCCCGAAGGGUCCUGGUGCCCCUGCCGGACGGCGGGGCCCGGCACCAGAUCGUGGGUCAGCUCCUGGCUCAGUCCCAGCACAAGUACUGCCUGAGCGAGGAGGAGCUGGCGCUGCUGGUCCAGCGCACCGAGGGUUUCUCCGGCCUGGACGUGGCCAGACUCUGCCAGGAGGCCCUCGUGGGAUUGUUACACGUCUCGGCACAGGGCAUGGACAUGUCGGGUAUGAUGCCCCGGGGGCAGGUCCGGCCCCUCACCUACCAGGACUUUGAGAGUGUCUUUUGUAAAUUCCAAGCCAGUAUAUCACAGAAGGAGAUCGACACGUACAUUGAGUGGAACAAAAUGUUCGGCCUGCAGCCAGUGAAAAGAUGGAUUCCCGCCCUUGAGAAGAAAACAGGCUUCCACAAUUCCUCCCCUCAGGGCAGAAGCAUUGUGCUGGAGGGAACGGUACACAGAAGGCCAACACGAGCCCAGCUGAGUUCUCACGAGCAGGGUUUUUAGACGCGCCAGGUCUGACAAGACUACUGGCAGGUUUGCGGUUAAUGAGUAAGAGUUUUAAUUUGAAUGCUCGACACCCCAGACAGCCGGGCGUUGUUUACACAUUGCAAAGCAAGAUGGCUCCAUAGGAGACGCCCCAGUGUCUGUGUAUAUAGAUAUCGUUUUGUUCUUGAGAUUUAGUUGGCUAUCCAAGUGCCUGAAGUGGUGCUUUUCUUUUUUUCCAUUUAUUUGCCUCACAAUCUACAUUCACGGCAUGAGCUGACGACUAUUAAGAGCUUUAAAACUUCUGAAAAAAACGGAGAUCAUCAGUCACCAUUGUCGACUUCUUCAUGGUCCAGCUCGGAGCAGCGGUCUUUCGGCGCGUCAGUAGUCUGGGCAGCCGACCCGCACUCGUCUCUUCUGACCCCGCGUCUGCAAAACAAACGUGACAAACAAAAACUCAGGAAAGCGUUUGUGAAUUGUACAGGACCUCAAGACAUCUGGACAAAAAAAAGCAGAGCGAUGGGAGGGGGAGAAUCCGAGGUGGUCUAGCUCAUUUUCGGUUUGAUGAAGCAGUGCUAGCUGUGCCUCGACUGGCUAGGAUAAACAGCAAAGAGGUGAAAAUGAAUGUACUAGUUAUUUAUUUUCCUGACAGCAGGUGCUUAAGUUGCCUGUUUUUUACUUGACCAACCUAGAAGCUUAUUUCCAUUGCUUUUUAAAAAAUGAUCACAUUUUAGUGGGUUUCUAAGAGACAACGCAGGUGUCGGGGUGUUGGAAGUUGUGUAUUUAUUGACACUACCACAAUCAGCAUUGUUUAUAUAAGCGUGGAGGCUCCAUUGGUUUGUCAGCUAACUUCUGCACAAAUCAUCAGCUCGUGUGUCAUGUUAUUAACAGAGAGGAGACUCAUUCUCUGGCAUGGAUGAACUUCAUGCUUGAAACUCCUUCAUAAAAGCUAAAGGAACAGUUUAACAUUUGAGAAAAAUCAGCAAAAUGUGCUUUUCUUACUGAGAGUUAGAUGAGAAGAACCAGGCAGCGCUUAGCGGUUAGCUUAAGGUUGACGUAAAACUAAGCUUGGCUCAGUGACCGCUAAACAAAGUCAGCUUCAUAUUUUCACUUGAUUAAUCCGUACAAAAACUCAAUGAUCUUACUUGCUGCUAAGCUAACUGGCUGCAGCCUUGUAUCACAAGAGCGACCAUGAGAGUGAUGCUAAGCUAACUGGCUGCAGCCUUGUAUCACAAGAGCGACCAUGAGAGUGAUGCUAAGCCAACUGGCUGCAGCCUUGUAUCACAAGAGCGACCAUGAGAGUGAUGCUAAGCUAACAGGCUUUAGCCUCGUAUCACAAGACUGACCAUGAGAGUGAUGCUAAGCUAACAGGCUUUAGCCUCGAAUCACAAGAGCGACCAUGAGAGUUAUGAUCAACAUUCUCAUCUGACUCUCAGCAGGAAAACAAAUCAGGAUAUUUCAUAAAAAAAUAUCAAACUACUCUUUUAGAUCACAGUGAUAUCAAUUUACUGUAUCUCUUUGUGCCAAUUAAAUGUAGACUUAAUGUCAUUCCACAGUUUUCCCCCGCUGGGAAUCAAUAACGGUGUAUCUUAUCAUUUAUCUAGUUUACUAGAUCAGCCAUGAAUUUUCUAUUGGAAGUCGGUAAGCAGCCCAUCUGUUGCGUUCCGGUGAAAUCAGUUUUGUGUUUUUUUAAAGCAAGGAUUAAGGGGAGCUCAUUCCAGAUAUCCUCCCAUUUUUUUAGUUGAAUUUGAUAUGAGUCACAGCCUUGAUAUGAAAAUAUGGACUUUUUCUUUUGUUCAGCUACAUUUCAACUGGAUUAUCUGUAACAUGUGAAGCCACUCCUGUAAUUUAAAUUAGACGGCACAUAUUUUAUAUGCUUUUUACUAGUGUGGAAAGUAGACACUAAAUUACUGUGUUUUCUCGAGGCCUCAGAUAAAUUCACAAUAGUAAUUCUGAUUGAUUGUCACCUCUUUAACGCAAAUAGUAGUAUUACACAGUAAGCAAAACUCUAAAGGCAUAUUUUAUAUCAUGUUAAGUGGAUCGGAUAAUUCUAACAAAACACCCGGCCCAGACUUUCUAAUCCAAUUCAAACAGCAUUUCUUUCCUCUCGUCAUCUGUAACUGUUGCUCAGUUUGAAUUGUUCAUUAUUUACACGGAUAAAUGCAUUUGGACACAUACUUCCGUUGGCUGAAAUGCUUUGUCACAUGAGCGUGGAACUACUACUCUUUAAAAGUUCUUUGUCCCUGAAGGUUAUCUGUCGCCCAUUGUGUGUCGCGUUGGAAUGUAUUUUCUGUCCCUUCUUCGCUGCCCUUUGGCUCCGCUGAUUGUGACACAGCAGAGCUUAAGCUGCUUUAAUGUCCGUGCACUGAAGCAUUUAUUUUGCGUGUGAUAUUGUUUUGUUUUUUGUCGAGGUACAUUUGCUUUGUCCGUCUGGUAUUUAUCCUGAAGGUGAUGAUCAGCCUUCACACUUUUCAUGUACGUCCUCCUUUUUGUUUUUCACACAUGAGCCAUAAAGUGGGAGCCACAUACUGUGUGUUCAGGCCCCGUUCUGGUCGAGGCACCGUCAAUGCAGCACCUGACACGUGGUGGUGGUGGUGGUGGUGGUGGGGUGGUUUCUGCUGAGCAUCAGCAAAAUUGACGGUAAAGGCAAGACAGCCAGGCGGCGCAGCGGCAGCACAAGAAGGGGGGGAAGGGGGUGGAACGGUCCGUCAGAAAAACCAACCCUCAAAACAAUCUGGACCAGUAUUCUUUCUGUCAGCAAAUCCUCUGGAGGGGGAGUAAUCUCAGAGCAGAAAAAGCUCCUUGUGCACUUCAGAGCACAUAACAGCAGCAUUGGGCUCCACGGCGGAGGAGCAGAACCACUGGGAACCACGCAGUCAUUCCUCACGCCUUCCGGGGUCCUUCUUUAUGCGUCUUGACCUUGUGUAUAUCUUGCUUUCUUUUCUUUUUAAAAAAAAUAAGGAGUUAUUUUUAAAGCAUUUCUACCUCAUGGCUACAAAACACACGUGGUAUUUGAUUUAUCCAAAUGUCAGACAUUUGGGGGGGGGGGCAAAAAAAAAUGCAUCAAAAUAGAAACAACAAAAAAAUUAAAAACAAAAAUAAAGCGGAGAGAAUAACACAAUGACGUUUUUGCGCGGUCUACCUCAGAUGGACGUACUUAAAACAUUUAGCUGAUGGUGCAACCGCAUACGACAUAGCCAUGUGUAUGUGUGCAAGUGUGUGUGUGUGUGUGUGUGUGUCAGAAAGGAGCUAUAGGCUCGACACAGACAAACACACACAACACACUCGCCUGACGUCAAAAAAACACACUCACAAGCGAUUUGUGAGAAGGGUGCAGUUGGGGGUCGAUUUGAAAGGCGACCUGGAAAUGUAUAAUCCAAUACAUUUGCUUUAAUCUUUUGUGAACUACUGUGGUUGUGCGCGUGUGAAUGUGUAUAUACGUGGGCACACCCUUCUGUUUUUUAUUUAGUGUGUUGAAUUUUAUAAAUUGUUAGUAUAUAUAACACACUUGCACAACUUAAAAACAAGAGUGUAACGUGUUUUCUGUUGUACAUACCUAUACAUACAAUACAAAUGCACCACUUGUUUAUAUGUGUGAAUAUGUUGCCAUACUUGCAGUCAAUGUAUUUUCAUGUAAUCUUAGGUACAAGCAGCAACGAACGAUUCAUUAAAGACAUUUUCUUGGGAGAUUA